This is a messenger RNA of Culex quinquefasciatus (southern house mosquito), 379 nucleotides long. RefSeq names its product serine/arginine-rich SC35-like splicing factor SCL30A. Gene Ontology annotation, molecular function: RNA binding. The record is from RefSeq and is a predicted model, not a curated record. The coding region runs from base 76 to 369 and encodes 97 amino acids. The transcript is spliced from 2 exons. Lineage: Eukaryota; Metazoa; Arthropoda; Insecta; Diptera; Culicidae.
ACUUUUUUUUCGUCUUCGGAUUUCUUUUCGUGCGGACUUUCUUUUCCCUUGAAAUUAUCGUCGCCAACUGCGAAAAUGAACAAAUCAACCAGCAAGAACGCACCGAAGGCGAUUUUCAUCACCAACCUUCACGACUCCACAAGUUUCCUGGAUCUCCACCUGGAGUUUUCUCGCUUUGGCGCGAUCCAAUCUGGCACGAUCGCGCUGAAGAUGACCGAGACGAAAGGGCAUCAGAUCGGGUAUGGCUGCUUGGUGUUCGACGAUCCCGCCGCGGCGGCCAAAGCCAAGGCCGAGAUGGACGGGUUCGUGUAUCGCGGCAAACCGAUGGUCAUUGGGUUCGAGAGACCCUCGGCCGACUGGUCCAACUAGGUGAAAGAAU